AUGGCGGCGUCCAUGUCGGCGGCGGCGGCGGCGUCUCCGCUGCGGCUGCUGUGGCGCUGCCGGGGGCGGCUGUACCCGAGGCGGGCUCCGGCGGCGGCGGCGGCGGCGGCGGCGAGGGCGGGCUCCGGGCGGGCCUGGCUUCCCCCGCCGGCGGCUCCCCGGCCUCCUCCCCAGCGGCUGCUCUCCUUCCUGCGAGGCCCCUCGGACGGCGGCCUGGAAGACGGCGAGGGAGGCGAGGGAGGAGGAGGAGGAGGAGGCGGGCUCCCCGGGGACGGGGGCGCGGAGUCGGGCGGCGGGCCGGUGACGGCGCUGGCGCCCCUCAUGGUCCCCGAGAGGGUCCCGCACGUGCCGCUCAUCGCCGUGGCCCGGAACCCCGUCUUCCCCCGCUUCAUCAAGAUCAUCGAGGUAGGAACGCGCCCCGGAGCCCCCCAGACCAAGGGGCAGCCAGCUUCGGCGGCGGGGGGCCGGGGUCUCGGACCGGGGAAUUCCUGUACCCCACGGAAGGAAUGGGUUUCCCAAACCUGACCGGGCAGUCGGUCUGAAACGGGCCCCCAAAUCCGCAUUUUUCCUUCUCCAAGGGAGCAUUUCUAAAAUGCUUUAAAAUGAAAUUCCUCCUUUCUUUGGACUUGCUGUGGACUGACCACGCAAGGGCCUUCUGCCACCCGGAGAGCAGAAUAAACUCUUUCUCUGACUCAACCUCGGUGUCAUUGGACUUCCUUUCUCCUCCGGAGCAUGCAGACCCACCAAUUUAGACUGGUAAAGUCCAAGAGGCUACAUCUCAAUACCCCAGAAAGGACACAUUCUACUCAUGGAAAAAGGCAGCUCUGUUCAGGGAAGCUUUUAAAGUUUAAUAGGUUUUUGUAUUUUAAUACAGUGGUACCUUGAGUUACAGGGUAUAAAUAAGAGUUAUUGUUAGUACUGCUACUCAUGUUAAACAGAUAGGCCUACAGCUAACCCAGAGAUGCAUUUUCAAUAAAAGGGCACACAUACUCAUGGAAAAAGUUCAGGGAAGCUUUUCAGGGAAGGCCUUUUAAUAGGUUUUUUUUGGGGGGGUGGUUGUUUUUAAUUAUGUGUUUUGUGGUUUUAUAAUAUAUUGAUUUCAUCAUGUGUACCGGCCUGAGGGGACCCCCCCCCCCUUUCAUAGAUCAGUAUAUAAAUUCAAUAAAUAAUAAAAUAAUAUUGAGAAGCAAAGCUGCUAGGAAACUUGACCUUUAUUAAAGGAAAUAAACAGUUACAGUGAGGGGGGAAAGUAUUUGAUUCCCUACUAAAGGUUGGGAACCACUAGCCCUAUGACGAAGGAUUCUAGACCAGUCCAUCAUUGUAAUGGGUAGACUAAUCUAUAGGCCUGGUAGGCUGGAUGCAGCGCAGUCCAGCCUUCUGUGAGUCUUGGACAGCUCUUGUCCCUGACCUCCUUGGACAUGGUGGCUAUUUUGGAAUCUGCUGGAUUGCUUGCUUCUGUCGACAGGUGUCUUUCGGUACCUUAACGAGCUGGGAUUACAGGCAAGACCUCUCCCUUACAGCAGGUGCUUCUAAUCUCAGCUCGUUCACUCAUUAGAAUUCCUGAUGUUAUUCUGUCUCUCACAGAAACCCAGAAGACAAAAGUCAGAGAUGGAUGUGCAUUCUAAUGAGUGAAAUAAGUAUUUGAGCUGGUAUUUUCACUGUGUAACGAGCUGAGAUUAGAAGCACCUGCUGCAAGGGAGAGAGGUCUUGCCUGUAAUCUCAGAUUUUUGUAAUAAUGGUGAUUAUGCCUUACUCAGUUGAAUUUUCUGGGUAGCCUGGCCAUUCCUUGGAGAUGGUAAAUACUUAGUUCCUGAAUCUCUUGCGCAUCUUGGUAGUUUGCUCAGCUGAACAGAUACUUGCCAGACUGUAUUUUGAAAAGGAGGUGUGAGCCCCUGCAGUCCAAAUGGAAAGACAAUUACUACUCUUCCCAUUUCCUUCCUCCUCACAGAGAAAGAUUUGAGGUCAACUUGGGAGAGUUGCUCUCCUGUACACGUGGUUUCUAGACUUAUGUGUUUGCCUGGUACAUUUAUGAACAUUUUAUUCUACAUUUGAGACCUUACCAUUCUUAUAAUGGGGCGGGGGAGGAUGCAAACAAACAUUUUAUUAUUAAAGUUAUUAUUGUAAUUGUUAUUGUUGUUGUUAUCUUCCUGCUCUGGUGUGGGAGAGGGGAGGAGAGGCCACACACGCACACAAUCCCUGGAAUUUUAGGAUGUGACUCAUAAACCGGCCGUCUGCUGAGAUUUCACUGCGUUUCAUCAUCUCCUCCUUUGCCGCUCGUUUCAAGAAAAUAGAAGCGCAGCUCCUCUGCUUCGAACUCUCAGCUGUUCUUUCACUGUGGUUCCAGCUGAAUGGCUUUUUGCCUCCUUCCCAAUUCUGCUAUUGUGUGGGGCCGCAAUUUGCUGGCAGGGACGUCACUUUUGGCCUUGGUGUUGUCCAGACCUCGCAUUAGACAUGCUGCCCUUUGCAUUGCUUUUCCCUUGAGAGGCCCAGCGCUUGCCAAGGCCACCUUUUCAAGGAUUUGUUUGGUAGAUAGACUGGGGGGGGGAGAUGGGGGCUGCUCUUGUUUGGGCAGAAGCCGCAGUUCAGCAUCUCUGGUUUCCUUGGACUGUGAUAGAUGUGACAUCUCACAUUUUAGAAAUGCUGGUAUGGAAGGGCAGAACUGAGAGAGAGAUGGCUGAAUGUUCAUCAGGGGCCUUGUACAACCUUCCUGCGGCCAUCGUUCAUCUGAUUUCUACUCAAAAUACAAGGAGCAAACCUUAAUUCUAGUCAGGGUGUUUAUAAAAAUGAUUUUUUUAAAUAAAUAAAUAAAUCAGAUUUAUUUAUUUUUUAAAUCGGACUUUUAAAAUUAAAAUCGGAUUUUUAAAAAUUUAAAUAGGAUUUUUAAAAUAAAAUGCUUUGGGAGGAAAAGUCUUUCUAAAGAUAGUUUUCUGUUUAAGUUACAUUAUAGUCCAAAGGCUAUUAACAGGAAAUAAGAAUUUGUUUUAAGUUUUUCAUGUGUGCUAAAACUCAGUCUAAGGUGGGGGUUUUAAAAAAACACACGUUUAACGACAUUGUGACCCAUUGCGACGGCUUAUAGCUUUUAGCAAUAAAGAUUUCAUUCAUUCAUUGGGGCUGACUCCCUAGCAAAUGGGCUUUGUUCCAAGAAAAGCUUCAACUUGGAGGUCAAUGCUCCCCUCUUUGCCAGACUCUCUCUUCUAGGCUUGCCUUAACUGACUGACACGCGUCCUUCUGUGGCUUUGGACACUUGAGAUGUAUAUUUUUUAGGACCCACCUUCCUCCUGUGACUGCAAGGUGUUUUAAACUGUUCUUUGUGUUGCAUUUUAAUUGAUAUAACCUGCUCCCGAACCUUAGGGUGAAGGGUGGGUAAUUCAUUAAUAAUGUCAAUAAUAAUAAUAAUUAUUAAACCUUUUAGGUGAAAAACAAGAAGCUGGUUGAGUUGCUGCGGAGGAAAGUCAGCCUUGCCCAACCGUACGCUGGUGUCUUCCUCAAAAAGGACGACAGGUGAGCCCAGAGCUUUCACCCCAGUCAUUCCUGGGGUCCCACGCGAGAAACGCCACCCAUAUAUUGUGCUCCAAAGGCCAAGUGCAGUUUUAAAUCUCUCCCCCCGCAUUGAAUGUCCCGCCUUUCUUCAGUUAAGGGGGUGGGGUCUGCAGCUCAGGAGCGGAUCACUUGCUUUGCAUGCAGAAGGUCCUGAAACCAUGGAGAGCCACUGUCCCCCCCCCAAAUAAAAUAAAUCUCUCUCUGCCUGCCAUUCUGAACACCUGCUGUGAUCUCCAGCAACGAGUCGGACGUGGUGGAGAACCUGGACGAGAUCUACCAGAUGGGAACCUUUGUGCAGAUUCACGAGAUGCAGGACCUGGGAGACCGGCUGAGGAUGAUCGUCAUGGGGCACCGGAGGUAAACCCCCCCCGACCCCCCCCCUUCUGCUUCCUCACUGGCCUCCCCGCCGGCGAAGGGGAGGGUCGUGGAAGGAAGCAGCAAAUGAGAAAGAUGAAGAGUGGAUGACGAGUGCUUGCGACUGGGGAGGGAUAGCUUUGCUCCAUUCUGCCCUCUCUCCUCCCCCUCCUCCUCCUGUUCUUCUCCUUCUUCUUCUUCUCUGGCUGAUCGGAAGCCGUGUCUUGGUUUCUGAACGUUUUGGAAGUUGAACAGAGUUCCGGAAAGGAUUCCGUUCGACUUCUGAGGUACGACUGUAGAAAUUUACAGUCAUACCUCGGGUUAAAUGUGCUUCAUGUUGAGCGUUUUCAAGUUACGCUCCGUGGCGACCCGGAAGUAACGGAGCGCGUUACUUCCGGAUUUCACCACCUGCACAUGGGCAGAUGCUCAAAAUGACGUCAUGCGCAGAAGUGGCAAAACGCGACACGUUCAGUCAUGUCUUACGUUCUACUCAGGAUGCAAACUGCUCCGGGACGGAUCCCGUUCGCAUCCAGAGGUACCACUGUAUUUCCUUGAAAUCUGCUGGGAGGGUGUUCCACAAGGCGGGCGCCACCACCGAGAAGGCCCUCUGCCUGGUUCCCUGUAAGCUCAUUUCUUGCAAGGCGAGAACCGCCAGAAGGCCCUCGGAGCUGGACCUCUGUGUCCGGGCAGAACGAUGGGGGUGGAGACGCUCCUUCAGGCAUACAGGGCUUUAAAAAUCAGCACUAACACUUUGACUUGUGCUCAGACACGUGCCUGGAGACUGUGUGUGUGUGUGUGUAUAUAUGUGAGAGAGAGAAUGGGGAUCCCUUUACUGACCCCAUCUCCCCCCUCUGGGCCUGCAGGAUCCGGAUCAACAAGCAGCUGGAGGUGGACCCCGAAGAGGCGGCCGAGGAGAGCAAGCCGAAGACCCGCCGGAAGCAGAAGCGGUCGAAGAGGGAGGCAGGCGAGGCGGCGGAGGCCGUGGGGGACGUGGUUCUGGAGCCCCUGGAAGCCUCCCCGGGGGAGGUGCUGAUGGUGGAAGUGGACAACGUGGCCCACGAGGAGUUCCAGGUCACGGAAGAGGUCAAGGUGAGUGAGAGUCGCCCACCAGGAGUUGGCAAGGCGGCAAAGGUCACGCUGCCCUUCCUGGGCGGGCGUUGUCUGGUGAGUGGAAACGGAGGUUCGUUCUUCAGGGGUGUCCCUCUCCCUUUCCACCCUCCAACCGCCCCUCUCGCUGUCUUCCUUCGCAGGCCCUGACGGCCGAAAUCGUCAAGACCAUCCGGGACAUCAUCGCGCUGAACCCGCUGUACAGGUGGGUUCGGAGAAGGCUUUCGCGACGCCCUCUUUGCCCCCCUGGCCCUGCCUCCCCCUGGCACAUGCCCCCCUCCCAGGAAGUGGCCGUACAGGCCCUUCACAUGACCCCCCUUGAGGAGCUGCCUUGGAAAGCCGACCACAAACUGAAUAGCAAACUUCUCCCAGUCUUAUUCUCCCUUGGGACCAUUUUUAUAUGUCGAACAGUCUGUAAAGGUUCAGAUUCCUAAAGAUAUAUUAUUAAUUUUUUGCAUUUUUCAUCCUGGAACCAUCUUACUUCUUUCAGAACUGUGUAUUUUUUUUACCAUUGCCACACGCCCUGGGGCAGAGGGUGGGUGAGGGAUUUAGGAACGGAACGAAUGAGUGUUGGUUUCGUAUAUGGAGUUCACAACCUAUUGGGAGUUUUGUUAGGCAAACCAAACUUCUCUGUCCUUGGGUCCAGUGCACUUCCAAUUACCCUCCUCCGCCUUAGCAGGGCGAAAUGCAAACUGAAUUCGUUCCGGAAGUCUGUUCCAAAACCAAAGUCAUAUUUGGAGCUUUACUUUUUGCGCUUUUAUUUGUGUGACUUUUUGAGGGGGUUUUUUUUACUAUGACUGACUUGCGACUUCGUUUCUGUGACUGUGUGGAACCCAGUUCAGCUACUAAUUGAUUGAUUGUAGGAAAUGGAUAAAAGCCCCCCAUCCGAACAAUGACCGUCGUCAGUCUGUGUCAGAAUUUUUUAUUUUUUUUCAUUUCUAUCAUCUACAAUGCUGCCUUAUUUAUUUUAUAGCACAGUACAUUGAUUCUUGCUUUCGUUUUAUGGAUCAAUGGUCUCGUUAGAUAGUAAAAUUCGUGUUCAAUUGCUGUCUUAGGGCUUGUUUUUAAAAGUCUGGAAUGGAUUAAUCCAUUUUGCAUUCCUUUCUAUGGGAAAGCGCUCCUUGGUUUUGGAACAGACUUCCGGAACGUUUGAGAACCAUGGUACCACUGUAAAGUUAUUUUAAACAUUUUUUUCCCAAUUCAUUAUAUAUCAUUUCCCGGAAUUCCUUUAUCAUUUUGCAAUUCCACCAUAUACGACAAAAGUUUCCCUCAUACGAAACAUCUCAGUCGAGCCCAGAAGCUGCCCAUGCGCGGAAAGAAACCAGUCUUUUUUCUGGGAACGAAGGGCUCUUGCGGGAAAGAGGCAGCCCUGCUCUUCUGACUUGCGGUUUUGUCCGUCCUCGCAGGGAGUCCGUGCUUCAGAUGAUGCAGGCGGGGCAGAGGGUGGUCGACAACCCCAUCUACCUGAGCGACAUGGGGGCCGCUCUGACGGGGGCCGAGUCCCACGAGCUGCAGGACAUCCUGGAAGAGACAAACGUAAGUGGGGAGGCGCAAUGUCCCAUCGCCACUGUGAAAGUCUGGAUUCUCUGCGGUGGUGGGCUGUUGGGUGAGCGAUUUUCAGCAUCCCACCCCCCAAAAAAGCUGAACAACUCUUGCCACUCCUCCCAACAGAAGCUUAAAAAUUCUGGGCAGUGCUCCCCCCCCCUAAAAAAAAGCACGACAACUCUAGGCAAGGACAAUGGGUGGAUCGCUGCCAGUUUUAUUGUCCUGGGAGUCGAUCGCAGUCUCUAGAGAGCUGGAUGUGCCUUCUCUAGAUGAACCUGCCAGGUGCUGAGGCCCUCGGCUGAGCACCUUUCGUCGGUAAUUUCCAAGGCCACACGAUGACCAAGUACAACAAUGCAAUAUCAAUAUAAACUCUUUAUAUAAUCUAUACGGAACACUGAGCAAUAUGAAAAACCAAAUAAGCAGAAUCUCAUAAAUCCCUGAAAGUAAGUCUUAUCAGUCUCUGAAAGUCUUUGUAGACUGUGCAAGUCUCCGAAAGAAGCAGUGGGUCAGAUUCUUAUCUGGUGAAAACAAGCUGUAAAGCUUUGUUUUAUGACGUCCGUCGCUGCCAAAGUGGUCUGCAAACAGACGUAGUGAACAGUGAUUCCGGAUAUACCCACUGUUUUGUGGAAUUCUUCUUCAGCACAGCAGAAGGAUACAGACAUGCUUCAUAAACUGCAAAUGAAUUAUUGAAACAAUGACCUGCAUGUACUAUAUUGACUUUUAUUAUUCACGGUAUUGUGGGUGAAUCAGAAAGCCAUAAGUAUUAGACAAGAUUAUGGAAGACGCUUACGACAGCAAGAAUCUCUGUUUAUCUUUAUGUUCAAAACCGUUCACCGGGAGGACUUAAUUCUGAAUUGGAUCUCAUUAGUUUUAUUUGAUUCUUUACAUUCUGGCUGUUAAACUGUGCUGUAUCUUUAAGCUCAAUCUCCUGGUGAUGAGCCCCACCUGGGGUCGGCUUUUUAGGUUUCUGGCAACAUGCAGUCAGUAGCAGUCGUUACAGAACUUUAUGACCACUGCUCCGUAGAUAUUGUUGUUUUAUAAUUCCAUUCACCAUGUAGAUGGGGUAUGUACUUUUGGUUUUAUUUAUAUUGAUAUUAUAGAUUAUAUAAAGAGUUGUACUUGGUCAUCGUGUUGCCUUGGAAAUUCCUGAUAAUUGUUUGCAACACAGGGGUUUAGUUGUUUGGUUACUUAUUGUCGCACCUUUCCUCGGUGGCAGCCACAUCGGGGGAUUUUGGGGGGGGGGUGUUGCUAAAAACCGCUUCGGUACUCCCCCCCCCCUUUAAUAUUUUUCCAGGCGGGAAAUAUUUCCAGGCAGGUCUUUGGAAACUUCGGUGCAGGCGAUGCUGGCCACUUGGGCUGCUGUUUUAAUUCCUGGCUCCAGAUGCGCAGCACUAUCGUUUUGCAAAGAUAAUUAAUUUCAUAUAAAGCAGAGGACUGCUAUAACAAGGAUCCGGAUGGGCUUGUGAUUCACUCCAGCUAUUGGUUUUUUAACUUAUAACGACUUCAUUUUAUAAUGAUGUGUUUAAUAUGUUGGGUGUCUCCUUGAACCUUGGGAGAAAGGCGGGCUAGAAAUAUACGGAUCAAGAAUUCUUGGACGUGACUCGCCCUCCCCUGAACCCCAAGGCUCUCUGGUCCCCCGAAAAGACACACAUGGGGAUUUCUUUCCUUUCCUCCUAGAUUCCCAAGCGCCUCUACAAAGCCCUCUCUCUGCUGAAGAAAGAGUAUGAACUCAGCAAACUCCAGCAACGCCUUGGGCGGGAGGUGAGCAGAAGGUCUCCUGGGAGGUAUUUGGGGGCAGAACGAGGCAAUAAUGAUAAUGAUGGUGAUGAUGAUAUAAUAAUAAUAAUAAUUUAUUAUUUCUACCCUGCCCAUCUGGCUGGGUUUCCCCAGCCACUCUGGGCAGCUCCCAACAAUAGAUUAAAAAUACAUUAAAACAUCAGUCAUUAAAAAUGUCCCUAAACAGGGCUGUCUUCAGAUGUCUUCUAAAAAUCAGAUAGUUGUUUAUCUCCUUGAUAUCUGACGGGAGGGCGCUCCACAGGGCGGGCGCCACCACCAAGAAGGCCCUCUGCUUGCUCCCCUGUAACCUCGCUUCUUGCAGGGUGGGAACCCCCAGAAGGCCCUUGGGAGGAGGACCCCGGUGUCCGGGGUGGAGACGCUCCUUCAGGUCUACUGGGCCAUUUAGGGCUUUCAGGGUCAGCACCAGCACUUUGAAUUGUGCUCGGAAACGUACUGGGAACCAGUGUAGGUCUUUCGGGACUAGUGUUAUAUGGUCUCCACUCCCUGUCCGGCUGCCGCAUUCUGGAUUAGUUGCAGUUUCCGGGUCACCUUCAAAGGCGCAUGGCAGUAGUCCAAGUGGGAGAUAGCCAGAGCAUGCCCCACUCUGGCCAGACAGUCUGCAGGCAGGGAGGGUCUCAUCCUGCGUACAGGACACAGAACUGACCUGCGCCUCCAUGGACAGCGGUGAGUCCAAAAUGCCCCCCAGGCUGCGCACCUGGUCCUUCGGGGGCCCAGUUUUCCCAUUCAGGACAGGGUGGCCUUCUCCCACCCACGCCCCUCCGCCGUCUCCCCUGGCAGGUGGAGGAGAAGAUCAAGCAGACGCACCGCAAGUACCUCUUGCACGAGCAGCUGAAGAUCAUCAAGAAGGAGCUGGGCUUGGAGAAGGAGGACAAGGACGCCAUCGAGGAGAAGUUCCGGGAGCGGCUGAAGGACCUGGUGGUCCCCCAGCACGUCAUGGAGGUCAUCGACGAGGAGCUGAACAAGCUGGGGCUGCUGGACAACCACUCGUCCGAGUUCAACGUGACGCGGAACUACCUGGACUGGCUGACCUCCAUCCCCUGGGGAAAAUGCAGCGAGGAGAAUCUGGAGCUGGCCAGGGCCCAGGCCGUCCUGGAAGAGGACCACUACGGCAUGGAGGACGUCAAGAAGAGGGUUCUGGUAAGGACACGCUGCGCCUCCGAGGCGGGGGGGAAACGCAGGCCCUGUUUUCCCCAAGCGCUGAACCAUGGUUAGGUAUGAACCGUGGUUUGCUCCCUUUCUUUCUUUUUUAAGAGCAACGGACGGAAGAUAGGUACCGUAUUUUUCGCUCUAUAAGACGCACCAGACCACAAGACGCACCUAGUUUUUAGAGGAGGAAAACAAGAAAAAAACUAUUUUGAAUCUCAGAAGCCACAACAACAAGAGGGAUCACCGCGCAGUGAAAGCAGCAAUCCCUCUUGCUGUUCUGGCGUCUGGGAUAGCUGCGCAGCCUGCAUUCACUCCAUAAAACGCACACACAUUUCCCCUUACUUUUUAGGAGGGAAAAAGUGAGCCUUAUAGAGCAAAAAAUACGGUAUUUUCUUUUAUUCUUAUUUAUUGAAUUCAUAUACCGCCCUCUAAACCGCGGUUAGGUAUGAACCAUGGUUUGCUCCCUUUCUUUCUUCUAAGAGCAACAGACAGAAGGCAUGUACAAACUCACAACUCGUGAACAAAUGGGUAUAUUAUCGUAUUAUUAUUGUUAAAUGAAAUUAUAUGGUACCCUAUACCCAGAGGUCUCAGGGCGGCUCACAGAACAAGCAGAACGUAGACGAACUUUUAAUGAUAUUUGGAAUUCGUUUUUAAAAGCACUUGUUUUAGGUUAAAUAUAGGGCAACUACAAUAGCAAUCUCGUAAUAAGUUCUGGGUUUUUUAAAUUGUAUUGUAUAUGGGUGCUAUUCCCCGCCCCCCCUUUUCCACAUCUUAUUUUACCCUGUGCAGUUACAAUUAUAUAUACACACACAUAUACAUAUUUAUAUGUUUUUAUUUUCCAUUAAAGCAUGUUAAUAAUUGAAAACUAAUAAGUAUAUAACAGCAACAGGAAAUAAACUUGUUUUCUUCUCUGUCUUUCUGACCCGUCUCUGUCCCCCCCCCCCCCGCUGCCCAGGAAUUCAUUGCGGUCAGCCAGCUGCGGGGCUCCACUCAGGGCAAGAUCCUCUGCUUCUUUGGCCCCCCCGGCGUGGGCAAGACCAGCAUCGCCCGCUCCAUCGCCCGGGCCUUGAACCGCGAGUAUUUCCGCUUCAGCGUUGGAGGGAUGACGGACGUGGCCGAGAUCAAGGGCCACAGGUGGGGGGGCUGUCGGCCGCAGCCGCUUUAGUUGGGGGGUGGACUGGAUGAUGCCCUGGGGCUCCCUGGUUCCAACUCUGCGGUCCUGUGCUUCUCGCGCAGGCGGACGUACGUGGGGGCCAUGCCAGGAAAGAUCAUCCAGUGCCUGAAGAAGACCAAGACGGAGAACCCCCUCAUUCUGAUCGACGAGGUAAGGGGGUCUUGCUCAUUGAUUGACUGAUUGAUUUGUCGGGAGGUUUUUAAUGAAUGAUUGUUUUCGUGUAAUUUUGAUUGUUGGUUGGAAGCUGCCCAGAGUGGCUGGGGAAACCCAGACAGAUGGGCGGGGUAUAAAUAAUAAAUUAUUGUUAUUAUUUGUAUGCCACCCCCAUCGUUCAGCCCGGACACCGGGGUCCCUCUCCCGAGGGCCUCCUGGCAGUUCCCUCCCUGUGAGAAGCGAGUUACAGGGAACCAGGCAGAGGGCCUUCUUGGUGGUGGCGCCUGCCUUGUGGAACACCCUCCCAUCAGAUGUCAAGGAAAUAACUCUUUGACUUUUAGAAGACAUCUGAAGGCAGCCCUGUUUAGGGAAGUUUUUAAUGUUUGAAGUUUUAUUCUGCUUUUAAUAUUCUAUUGGGAGCCACCAAUAGAAUGGGGAAUAGAUGAGGAAACCCAUCCAGAGGGGCAGGGUAUAAAUUAGGAAUGAUCAUUAUUCUCUCCUCCCGGCUCUUACUGAUUGAUUGAUCGACUGAUUGAUUGAUUUGUAUUCCGCCCUACAUCUGAGGGCAGCUCACAACAUAACAUAACCCAAGUUACGUAAUGGAAACAGGAACAGCAACCCCCCCUCAAAAAAAUAUAACCCCCCUCCCCACCAACGCAUUUUAAAGGGUAUAUAUAGGAUGUUAGUCAGCUCUAGGCCUGGUUGAAGAGGAACAGUUUGCGUGGUGUAAUGAAGGCACCAGGCGAGCCUCCCUGGGGAGAGCGUUCCACAAACGCGGAGCCGCCACAGAAAAGGCCCCGCUCUUGCGUCAGCGCCCUGGGGGGCCCGCUCCUCCCUGGCGCUGACGCGGCUCCUAUGCCGCAGGUGGACAAGAUUGGCAGGGGCUACCAAGGGGACCCUUCCUCCGCCCUCCUUGAGCUGCUGGACCCCGAGCAGAACGCCAACUUCCUGGACCACUACCUGGACGUCCCGGUCGACCUCUCCAAGGUGCGUUCCCUCCCUCCCCUCUCUCUCUCUCACGCGGCUGGGCUCCCUGGACCCUUGGCGGGGGGGGGUGUUUGGCUGGGCCCCCCAGCAGGACCAGUGGUUAGCGGGGAGGGAGCCUGGGUCCAGAAACUCCUUGGGGGUUACUGAUUCGCCAUCACGAGGCUGGAGGACAUCUGUGGUGAGGGGAGUUGGGAUGGACUGAUCAUCUCUCUGUAUGCUGCUUUUUGUCUUUUUAAAAUGUUUUACCCAAUUUCCAGAAAUUCCACUACAUAUUUUUUUAAAAAAAUCCUUUAAUUUACCGAUUUCCCACCUUUUCCCCCGCGACGUUUUUCUUAACUCUCCCCGCAUUUGUUGCAGCCCCUCUUCCCUCUUUUUACGUCAAAAUCGUAACACCACCGUCUCUAAAUCUUCCUGUUCCAGUCCUGCUCACAGAUGCUUCAUGUUGUAUUUCUUCAAAUAAUCUGAAUAAUUUUUUCCCAAAAAAAGAGAGAGAAAAUCGUCAUUUGAUUUUCUUAUUUUGGCUGUCAGAGUUGACAUAGUCUGUAACUUUGGUUCUCCAUUCUUCUCUGGUUGGAACUUUUUUGUUUUUCCAUUUCUGGAAUACACACAUAAGCAACUUAACUACAUAUAUGUCCCUGUAAUCCCUAGCAGAAAAGUUGUUUUUUGGUGGGCUAACCUUUUUCUAAUCUGUUCCUAUAUCGUUUCCGUAAACACCCUUCCUUUUUACACAACUCCUGUCUCUGCCCCUUUUCCUGCACUUGAAUCGCAAAGCGGCCAGGACUGAGCGCCAUUCUCUGUGCCCGCAAGGCCAGCGUGGCUCUGGUCUGGCUUUGUGGGUCUGCCCAGGCCCAACCGCGCUCUCCGCCUCGUGUGCCCCCCCCAGGUGCUCUUCAUUUGCACGGCCAACGUGACAGAGACGAUCCCGGAGCCCCUGCGGGACAGGAUGGAGAUGAUCAACAUCUCGGGCUACGUGGCGCAGGAGAAGCUGGCCAUCGCGGAGGUGAGCCUUGGGCCUGGCAGCCCCCUAGCGCCCCCAUGGGGCUCCGUCUGCACCUCUCAAACCCCCAAAGCCCCGGCCAUGCGGGAUUCGAACCCUGGUCUCGCAGGGCCUCGUCUUGAAUUUGCUUAAAACGAAUGAGCUUGGCUCUUGCGGAAAGGUGGUUUCGUCUGUGAUGGGUUUAGGAAGAACAAGGAGUGAAAUGCCCUUUUUUUAAAGAGCAACAGACAGAAGAUAGGUUUUUUUUUAUUAAAAUGAAUGAGCCCGGCUCUUGCAGAAAGGCUGUUUUGUCUGCAAUGGGUUUAGGGAGUGAAAUCGCUUUUUUAGCGGGUGCCAGGCUCAAGUCCGCCUCUGGGUUUAGCUUUUUGCGAGACCCACAAAAGAGGGCGGGAGGUGAGCUGCUCCUAAGAAUUGGGCUUCUAUAGAGAAUUGGAAGGGACCCCCAGGGCCCAUCUAGUCUAACCCCUGCAAUGUAGGAAUCUUCUGGGGGGGGGGAGACAGCCCUAAAGUCUAGCCAUUCAGCACAACUCACUCUGGGAUGGAGGAAAAAUGAGGUUUCAUUGAGGACCAGAUCCCCCAGGCGCUGUUUAUAUGAUUGGGCGUUCCUUUAUGACAUAGACCAUACUUUUCUGUGUAGAAGCCGAGUUAUUUUUCUGAUAAAUCAAUAUCAAAAAUUUGUGGCUGUCUUAUACAUCGGUAGUGCAGAGGGGGGGCGGGGGAUUUCCUGCUUCUGUGAGUGGGAGAUUGGCAGCGGCAAGUGACCAUUGGCUUAUGCAGUGUUGGGCAGUUGGGUGAGCAAUUUUCUGCCUCCCCCCAAAAAAAAGCUCCCAAACUGUGGGCAAUCUCACCCCCAAUUUUCUAAAUUGAGUCCCCCAAAAUAGGGGUCAUCUUAUACACAGGGGCAUGUUAUACACGAAAAAUACGGUGUGUUAUAUAGGGUUUUGUGUCAUUUGUGGGGGGCUUGACCCCAUCUCUCUUUCCCUCCCCCAGAGGUACCUGGUCCCCCAGGCCAGGGUCCUGUGCGGUCUGGAUGAGGCCAAGACCAGCAUUACGCCGGACGUCCUGACCGUCCUCAUUAAGCAGUACUGUCGGGAGAGCGGGGUGAGGAACUUGCAGAAGCAAGUGGAGAAGGUGAGAGAGGAUCCCCCCUUUGGCUGGUGGGGAAGGGGGGAGAACUGAGGCAUCGUGUCGCCCCCCAAAACAAGGGCUCCAACCCCCAUCCCAUUUGCUCGCUCAGGUGCUGCGGAAAUCGGCGUACAAGAUUGUCAGCGGGGAGGCGGAGAAGGUGGAGGUGACGCCAGAAAAUCUCCAGGAUUUUGUCGGGAAGCCCAUCUUCACGGUGGACCGGAUGUACGACGUGACCCCCCCUGGGGUGGUGAUGGGGCUGGCCUGGACCGCCAUGGGUGAGACUCGGAAACGCCUUUUCUCUCUUCCCUCUUUGGAUACAUGUUUUUAUUAGUUUUCACUUACAAUAAUCCAAUUAUAGCCUCAUCAUAUCAAUGUCAAUAUUAAAAUAUAAUUCCCACUACAGUGGUACCAUGGUUCUCAAACGCUGAAAACCAGGAAGUUUGUUCCAAAACCAAGGCACGCUUUCCCAUAGAAAGGAACGCAAAACGGAUUACUCCAUUCCAUACUUUUGAGAACAGCCCCUAAGACGGCAAUGGAACAUGGAUUUUGCUAUCUGAGACCAUUGAGCCAUAAAAUGAAAGCAAGAAUCAAUGUACUGUACUAUAAAAUAAAUAAGACAGUAUUGUAGAUGAUAAAAUGAAGAUUAAACUUUUUUCUUAGCUGCACUGAUGACAGUCUUUGUUUGGAUGGGGGGCUUUUAUCCAUUUCCGCAGUUGCACAAUCAAUCAAUCAGUAUCUAAACUGGGUUCCACACAGUCACGAAAACAAAUUACCGUAUUUUUCGCCCUAUAGGACGCACUUUUUCCCCUCCAAAAAUGAAGGGGAAAUGUGUGUGCGUCCUAUGGGGCGAAUGCAGGCUUCAGGAAGCUCUGCGCAACCCUUGGGAGCCCGCAGAAGUUCCCCCGGGCUCCCACGUCUUGGGCAGAGCUGCCUGCACCCCGAAGCCCCGGCGCGUUGAGCAGUCGCACCGGGGCUUCGGGUAGCUCUGCGCAAGCCGCGGGAGGGCUCCCACGGCUUGCGGAGAGCAGCCUGUUCUGGGGGCUGGGGUCGGGGGAAGCUUGGGCUUGCCUCGCACCUUGGGGGGAAAAUAAAUUUUUUUUCUUUAUUUCCCCUCCAAAAAACUAGGUGCGCCUUAUGGGCCGGUGCGCCCUAUGGGGCGAAAAAUACGGUAACUGGAAAUGCCUCAAAAACAAAAAAGCAAAAUAAAGAGCAAAAACCAAAGUGCCAAACUCAUGGGUAGGCAAACUAAGGCCCAGGGGCUGGAUGCGGCCCAAUCGCCUUCUCAAUCUGGCCCAUGGGCGGUCCAGGAAUCAGCGUGUUUUUACAUGAUUAGAAUGUGUCGUUUUAUUUAAAACGCAUCUCUGAGUUAUUUGUGGGGCAUAGGAAUUCGUUCAUAUUUUUUCCCCAAAAUAUGUCCGGCCCCUCACAAGGUCUGAGGGACAGUGGACUGGCCCCCUGUUGAAAAAGUCUGCUGACCCCUGGCCAAACUUAAUCCAUUCCGAAAAUCUGUUUGACUUCCGAAAUGUUCAGAAACCGAGGCGUGGAUUCUGAUUGCUGCAGGCGCCCCAGAAAUAAUAGUCGACAGCCGGAAAACGGAAGUCUUACUUCCGGAUUUUCGUGUUUGAGAACCAAGGUCCCACUGUAUUCAUAAAAGAGGUGGCGUUAUAUGUGGGGCGCUGGAGGUUUCGAGGUGUGACUGGCCCCUCUGGUUGGGUCCCCAGCUCUUACUUCUGUGUCCCACUGAACGUCUUGUUCCCUUUUCCCUCCCAGGCGGCUCCACCUUGUUUGUCGAGACCUCCCUCCGCCGCCCCAAGGACCGAGAGAGCAAGGAGGGCUCCCUGGAGGUGACAGGGCAGCUGGGCGACGUCAUGAAGGAGAGCGCCAAGAUCGCCUACACCUUCGCCCGGGCCUUCCUGAUGGAGAGGGAUCCUGGCAACGACUUCCUGGUGACAUCUCACCUCCACCUGCACGUCCCGGAGGUAGGAACGAGGCAGGAUGGGGUGCUGUUCAGGGUUCCCUCUUCCUCCUUCUCCCACCCCAAACAAACAGGCGUUAAGCUUUCUAGUCCUCACAAAGCACUUUUUGCUGGUGGCACCAAGGUUGUUGUUUUUUUUGCUCUCUCAAGCUUUUGAGUCAGGAAAUUAAUAAAAAUAAUUUAUUAUUUAUACCCCACCCAUCUGCCUGGGUUUCCCCAGCCACUCUGGGCGGCUUCCAACAAGAGAUUUAAAAUACAAUAAAACAUCAGUCAUUAAAAACUUCCCUAAACAGGGAAUCUGCCUCCGGAUGUCUUCUAAAAGUCAGAUAGUUGUUUAUUUCCUUGACAUCUGAUGGGAGGGUGUCAUCACCGAGAAUACCCUCUGCCUGGUUCCCUGUAGGGAGGGAACUGCCAGAAGACCCUCAGAGCUGGACUUUAGUGUCCGGGGUGGAGACGCUCCUUUAGGUCUACUGGGCCAUUUAGGGCUUUCAAGGUCAGCACCAAGACUUUGAAUUGUGCCUGGAAACGUCCUGGGAGCCAAUGCAGGUCUUUCAAGACCGGUGUUAUAUGGUCUCCACUCCCAGUCCCCAGUCUGCCUGCUGCAUUCUGGAUUAGUUGCCAUUUCUGGGUCACCUUCCAAGGGAGCCCCAAGUAGAGCGCAUGGCAGUAGUCCAAGCGGGAGAGAACCAGAGCAGGCACCACUCUGAGUUUGAAGGCGGCAAGAUUCCCCCACCCUCUCUGUUGUUCUUAGUACUGGGUGGGAGUUCCUGGUCUCUGAUCUGCGCAGACUAAGCCUUGCCUCUCCCUCUCUCGGUGUGUAGGGAGCCACCCCAAAGGACGGGCCCAGCGCCGGCUGCACGAUCGUGACGGCCUUGCUGUCCCUGGCGAUGGGGCAGCCCGCCAGGCAGAACGUGGCCAUGACCGGGGAGGUGUCUCUGACAGGCAAGAUCCUUCCCGUCGGAGGAAUCAAGGAGAAGACCAUUGCGGUAAGUCGGGGAGCAGAACUGCAGCACCUCUUCCAGGCAGGGAUUGGGGAUUGAUCCUGCUCACCAACUCUGCCAACCGUUCUCCAUUCUGCGUACCUGUAGCAUUUCUCUAUUAGGCUACCAUUUCUUAUCCCAAAGAAUGGUAGCGUUGGGAAGAGACCCCAAGGCUCAUCCAGCCCAACCCCCUGCAAUGCAGGAAUCUUUUUGCCCAACACGGGGCUCGAACCCACAGCCCCGAGAUUAAGAGUCUCAAGCUCCAUACCAAAUGAGCUGUCCCGGGACAGGAGCCAACCAAACCUCCGAUGCCCUUUUAAAAUGUGUUUUUUUUCGGGGGGGUUGCUAUUGGGUUGUUUUUUUAUUAGGUAUUUUGUGGUUUCAUAUCUUGAUUUUAUUCGGUGAACUGCCCUGAGACUCCCAGGUAUAGGGCAGUAAAGGUAAAGGGACCCCUGACCAUUAGGUCCAGUAAAUUCAAUAAAUGAUAAGUUGGUUCCUGCCCUGCCCCAUUUUGGAGAUUAAAAUGUGUCUCUUAAGCUGGUUUUUAGCUUGUCGUCGAUUUUGAUUACUUUUCAGCGUGUUUAAAGUACAGUGAUACCUUGGUUUAAGAACUUAAUCUGUUCUGGAAUUCUGGUGUUAAACCAAAACUGUUCUUCAACCAAGGCGUGCUUUCCCAUAGCAGUGGUGGGCUCAAUUUACACUCAACAGGAAGCGGAACAUGUUCUGCUUCCAAGGCAAAGUUCACAAACCAAAACACCUACUUCUGGGUUUGCAGCUUUCUUAAUCCAAAUUGUUCAUAAACUAAGCUGUUCUUAAACCAAUGUACCACUGUAGUUAACUUUCUUUUGCAAACCACUCUGAGGUUUUGGGUCAUUGCCGUUUCCUACAACUAAGCAGUGUAAUUUUUUUUGCGAAAUAGUGGAGAGCUCAAUCCACGUUAACCCUGCCUUUCUCAACCCCUUCCUAGGCCAAGCGAGCCGGGGUCUCCUGCCUGAUCCUGCCUCUGGAGAACAAGAAGGACUACUGCGACCUUGCGGACUUCAUCACGGAAGGACUGGAAGUGCAUUUUGUCGAGCACUACAAGGAGAUCUUUGACAUUGUUUUCCCAAAGCGCGAUGCCCAGGGAGGAGACUGAGCGCCUGGGCUCUCGCUGCCUUUGUUCCUCCUCACGCCGCUGUGUCUGAGCUCCGGCCCCGGGUCAAAGAGAUGGACUCAGCAGAGUGGGCCCCCCUCCAAUUAUGCCUCCGUUGCCACGAGAUGUGCUGCACACCAAAUGAUGUGAAUUAUGAACCAUUAAAAAAGCCUUUGAGUGAAAUUUCCAACGCAAAGGGAAGUCCUGUGGAAUGUGUUGAAACGGCAAAGGGCGGCAGACGCAAGAGUUGCGCAUCGCACGAAGACAGCCGCUAGAGAGAAGUUUGCAGGGUAAGGCUAUGCAGCGGAACCUCGGUUGUCAAACGUGUUCUGGAAGACUGUCUGGCAACCAAAAAUUGGCGUCAACCGAGGUGGCAUUGCCAGUUGGCAAAAUCCAUUGGAACAAUGCGCCUCAGAAGCAGUCUGACUUCCAAAAGUGAUUUGAAAACAGAACCAACUUGUUCAGCUUCCAAAGCGUUGCGACAACAGAGGUUCCACCUUUCUCCCCCUCAGCUUACCGUAUUUUUCGCUCCGUG
This is a messenger RNA of Podarcis lilfordi (Lilford's wall lizard), 18550 nucleotides long. The record is from the annotation of a GenBank genome assembly. Lineage: Eukaryota; Metazoa; Chordata; Lepidosauria; Squamata; Lacertidae.